This is a messenger RNA of Leptonychotes weddellii (Weddell seal), 3450 nucleotides long. RefSeq names its product phytanoyl-CoA 2-hydroxylase interacting protein (gene PHYHIP). Gene Ontology annotation, molecular function: protein binding. The record is from RefSeq and is a predicted model, not a curated record. Gene Ontology annotation, cellular component: cytoplasm. Lineage: Eukaryota; Metazoa; Chordata; Mammalia; Carnivora; Phocidae.
CAUUCCUUUCCCUGGGGACACCUGAGCAGCCAGAGGACUCUCCCUAGAUGAUCGGGGAUCUUCUACGGGUCUAAUAUCUUUUGAUAGAGUUGGUAAGAAAAUGGAGCCAUGGAUCAGCCAAAGUCCCCGCAGAGAGAAUCCAGACUGAAGACGAACCCCCGUACUCCUUUCCCAUCACAGCUCACCUUCCCUUCCCCCAGUCAGAAUCCUUGUUUGGGGGCUCCCAAGCCUCUGGGCUCAGCCCCACCCCUCUCCCAGCAUCCUAAAGUUCGGGGGCUGCAUUCAAGCGAGAGAUUUCCAAGUCGAGGUGUGUUGGAGGGACUUCUGAGGGCAGCUUGUUCUGGAAGAACGGGGGGGAAAGUGGCAGCCACCGCCGCUGUCUCUGAGGACAUCAGCGGAGCUUCCUGGGAGACCCUCUGCCCUUUCCCCUCCCACCAGCCCAGGCGAGCAGGGACCAAGCUUGCUUAUUGUCACCUGACGCUGGGCAGCCUCUGAUCCCAUUGGUGGAGCCAGAUUCGGUCUGGCUCUCCCGUUCUUUCUCGCCUUCUCUGCCUCUCACUCUCCUCCACGCUGCUGUGAUUUCGCUCUUGCCUCCCCUUGCGCUCGGCUGGGAAGAUCGCCUGUCUGGGGGCAGUAGCCGUGCGCUGCAGAGCCAGGCAGGAGCUGCCUGCGGGGCAUGGAAGAAGCCUCUUUGGCAGCCUCGAGAGGAGCGGGAGGAGCGAGCGAGCGCCGCUGCCUGUGACCCCGGCAUCGCCGCUGCCCCUCUCCCUGGGGAGAGCACGUCCGCACAGAGAGCUCUCCCUUCCCUCCCUUCCAGGUCUUCCUCUGCAGAGCCCCGUGGAGCCAGUCCCCACAGGAGCCAAGCCAGAGGGGAGCAUGGAGCUGCUGUCCACGCCCCACAGCAUCGAGGUCAACAACAUCACCUGUGACUCCUUCCGCAUCUCCUGGGCCAUGGAGAACAGUGACCUGGAGAGGGUCACCCAUUACUUCAUUGACCUUAACAAGAAGGAGAACAAGAACUCCAACAAGUUCAAGCACCGGGAUGUCCCCACCAAGCUUGUGGCCAAAGCCGUGCCACUGCCCAUGACAGUAAGAGGCCACUGGUUCCUGAGCCCCCGCACGGAGUACAGCGUGGCCGUGCAGACGGCCGUGAAGCAGAGUGACGGGGAGUACCUGGUGUCCGGCUGGAGCGAGACGGUCGAGUUCUGCACCGGGGAUUAUGCCAAGGAGCACCUGGCCCAGCUGCAGGAGAAGGCUGAGCAGAUUGCAGGCCGCAUGCUCCGCUUCUCCGUCUUCUACCGCAACCACCACAAGGAGUACUUCCAGCACGCCAGGACCCACUGCGGGAACAUGCUGCAGCCCUACCUGAAGGACAACAGCGGCAGCCAUGGCUCCCCAACCAGCGGCAUGCUCCACGGGGUCUUCUUCAGCUGCAACACAGAGUUCAACACAGGCCAGCCUCCUCAGGACUCCCCCUAUGGCCGCUGGCGCUUCCAGAUCCCUGCCCAGCGCCUUUUCAACCCCAGCACCAACCUCUACUUUGCGGACUUCUACUGUAUGUACACAGCUUACCACUAUGCCAUUCUGGUGCUGGCCCCCAAGGGCUCCCUGGGGGACCGCUUCUGCCGUGACCGCCUGCCCCUCCUGGACAUUGCCUGCAACAAGUUCCUGACCUGCAGCGUGGAGGAUGGGGAGCUGAUCUUCCGCCAUGCCCAGGACCUCAUCCUGGAGAUCAUCUAUACCGAGCCCGUUGACCUGUCCCUGGGCACCCUGGGGGAGAUCAGCGGGCACCAGCUCAUGAGCCUGUCCACUGCUGACGCCAAGAAAGACCCCAGCUGCAAGACCUGCAACAUCAGUGUGGGCCGCUAGGGACUCCUGGGGAGCUGGGGGGCUAGGGAGAGAUGACAGGCAGGGUGGCGAUAGGUGGCAUAGGUUCAGGGAGCUAGCUUUCUCUCCCCUGCCGCCCCCAGCUCCCUCCACGCCACAGCCUCCCCCUUUCCCACCCCGUGGCAUUAGAGGCAACAGAGGGUGUCCCCUUGGUAGGCGUGGCCUAUUCACCCCUGGUGGACUUGGUAACGCUUCUUAGCCUCCGUAGGUUGGUGGAAGGAGGGUAGAUUUCUGAAGAUUUCCCCAUUCCUGGUUUCCCUGUCCUGCUGUUUCUUGCUUCAUCCCGGCCUCCACCUCAUGGAAACUUACAGCCUGGGGGCUGUCACUGAGCAGCCACCCCGGGCCAGAGCCCACGUGUUGCUUGCCCGCCCCCAGAGGCGCUGCAGAGAGCUGCGGGUGCUCCUCUCCAGCCCCGCCCACCCCACUCAGGGCCAACCACAGGAUACCCCUCCCCUCUGUGCCGGCCCGGGGGCCUUCUGACUCCAGGCCUGGCCCUUUCCCUUUAUACAUAGUCUCCUGCACCGCUCUGACCCCCCCCCAGCACCCUCUUCCUGCAUGGGGAGAGCUGUCCCUCCCCUUCUCCACCUGCCCUCUAGAAAGGGGCCCUCUUUUUCCUCCUGGCUUUGGGGGCUCCGGGCUGUUGGGACUUUUCCUUUCUCCUCUGGAGAUGAUGUGUGCCCCAGCGUACCUUCUCCCUUGCUCAGAGCACUGAGGUCUGCGGUGGCAGCCACUGGGGUCGAGGAGGGGGCCAGAGACCCCUGAGACCCAGAGGUAACCCUUCUCAGCCGGAAGGGGGCCGCCUCCUGCCCCGAGGGGACCCAGUGUGGAACUAGAAUUGAGGGCUUUCCCAAGAGCCCCGGCACCCUGCCUGACUGUGCGCUUUGCUCGCUCUCUCUGCCACGGGGCCGUGACUGCACCGUGCCUGCGUGUGAUCUGGACUGUGGCUUCCCUGCCACCGCACCUCACGCCCCGCCCACCGGCACCGUCUGCUGCCCACCGCCAGCCCGUUGGCAGAGAGCCCCUUCCCUGGGGAGUUCUUGGAGAUGGCUUCCUGGGCCUCCCAGCGUUUUUGCCUAUUUCCUACUUUGGUAUGGGUCAUGAGGGUGGUGAGGGUGGACCCCUGGAAUAAACGAACCAAGUCGGGGGGCAGGUGGAGGUGUGCAUGGAGGCAGCUAGCUGUUCAGGGGAUGGUGGAGGUGAUGGCAGGCAGAGGACAGCAGCCCCCACAGUGACAGCCAGAUCCCCGUGAUGAAGUACCGAAGGGGCCAGAAGGCCAACAAGGCCAUAUCUCAGUAAGGGCACAGGUGGGACAGCUGGUCGCCUCUUGUGUAGCCACAGGGAGUGGUGUGGUCAGCUGUCUCGGUGGCACGGAGCAGGUCUGGGGGCCCUGGGAGAAGCAUGGAGGAGAGGACAUGGGCCCCCAGGCCUUUUCCCCCUCUGCUGACUGCGUUGCUCUGGGGGGUGGCCCACUGCUCUCCCCUGGCCCUGUGUCUGCCCUGAGCUGGGGGCACACCCGCCUUGUUGUGCUUGCGACGUGCAUCAAUAAACCACCAUGGCCUGAGA